AAUUCAAAACUGUAGCAUAUAAAUAGAGAGUGAGAAGCUCAUAUUACCGCAUUUCAUCCUGAUUUAGUGCAGUGUGAUUUCAUAGAUUGAUCGUAGCCGAAUACGCAAAAUGGCUUCCGGAUAUUUGUUUGCGUCUAUUUUGGUCCUAGCCCUGUUUGAGUAUUGCAGUGCUGGAGGUGGAGGACAUGGAGGAGGACACAAAAAGGUAAUCAUCCACGUGCCGUACAAAGUCAACACCAUCCACCACCACCACACAGUCUACAAGCAUGUUGGAGGUGGCGGAAAAGAUGAGGGCGGUUACAAGGUGAUCGGAUAUUCUGGUGAUGGUGAUGUCAGUCUCGGACAUGGACAAGAAGUUAGCUCAGACGGCGGAGAACACGCUGGAGGCUUCACAGUUGGAGGCGACCAUGGAUACUGGCACUCAGGAGGCCAAGAAGCUGGUAUCGAAUCUGGCGGAGGACACGACUGGAGCGGCGCCGGCCUGGAAAGUGGCAAAGGAUUUGAAGGAGGCGACUUAGGAGGUCUUGGAGCCUACGGAGGUGGCCACGACUUUGGUGGUUAUCAAGGCGGUGACUCCGGAGCCAGUUUCCACGGCGAUCUAGGUGGUCACGAUCUUGGAGGAGGUUCCGCUGGUUACGAUUUGAGUGGAGGCGAGAGCUAUGGAAACUCCCUCUCAAGUGAUGGAGGUCACAGUUUAGGAGGUGGUUUAGAGGGCGGUUUCAGUGGUUAUGGAGGAGGCGACGACGGAGGCCAUAAAGGCUACGAUUAGAUUUCGUCAAAAGACUUGCACACACUGUGUUACCUGCAUUAUUUCUCCCAACUAGUCUGUUUUAUUGUAUAGUUAGUUUUAAUUUAAUGUUAUUGUUGUUGAGUUAAUGUUAUUCGUUUUUUACUGUUUAAUAAAAAAAUGUGUUAAAAACA
This is a messenger RNA of Dendroctonus ponderosae (mountain pine beetle), 921 nucleotides long. Its product is annotated as glycine-rich protein DOT1. Bases 110 to 769 code for a protein of 219 amino acids. Lineage: Eukaryota; Metazoa; Arthropoda; Insecta; Coleoptera; Curculionidae. The record is from RefSeq and is a predicted model, not a curated record. The transcript has 4 exons.